GGACGAAAUGAUUGUACUUGCUAAAAUUAAAAAACAAAAAUUGAGAGAGGGCAUUUUUGAUGAAGCAUCACCUACUAUGGUUGAUGACCAGGGAGGUCAGCAAGCAGUAACUGACCUGGACCUAAAAGCUACCGUUCCCCUCGCAAACAUCGAGUCCUACCUGUGGGGCAGUUGUUUGGAUAAGGAGUUUGCGUUGAGCGAGCGAACCAUAGGGUGCGGUAUAUUCGGUGUUGUAGUCAAAGGUAGACAUCGACUGGAGGACAGGGAUUACGCUAUAAAACUGGAGUUUAUUUGCGCCGACUCCGAGCACAGCCUACUCCAGGAGUGCAACCAAAAGCUCCAACGCCUCCAACCCUGGGCUGAACUCGACUCCAUAUACUGUGCCAAAUACCGGCGCUCGUGGAUGGAAAGGGACGAUCGAUCGCGUGAUCGCUUCAUAGACUACUGGCGCGACGCCCAGGAGGGCCGGCAGUCUAAGGAUGACAUCCGACACAUCAUUAACGCCGUAUACCGUCCGGCCCGACAUUACGCUAUACUACAC
Molecule: messenger RNA, 541 nt
Organism: Oppiella nova
Lineage: Eukaryota; Metazoa; Arthropoda; Arachnida; Sarcoptiformes; Oppiidae
Source: the annotation of a GenBank genome assembly